Molecule: messenger RNA, 4061 nt
Organism: Musca domestica (house fly)
Lineage: Eukaryota; Metazoa; Arthropoda; Insecta; Diptera; Muscidae
Product: WD repeat-containing protein 20
Molecular function (GO): protein binding
Source: RefSeq, a predicted model, not a curated record
ACGGCAACUCUGCAGCUGAUUGACAAUUAUAUAUUUUUUAUGUGGUUGAUGGAGAUAAAAAGAAAAGUUAAAAAGUGCAGAAAUUUUAGAAUUAAAAAUUUAAUAGAAAACAGGAAAAUGCAAAUCCGCAAUGAAUAAUCAAUACCUAGUUUUCCUCUAACAAUAAAACCAAUUAAAACGUGUUAAUUAUUAACAAACGAGCACUGGAAACAAGUCGAAAAACACCGAGAGUGUGUGUCAAACGUAGAAGAAAAAACAUCAAUUUUUUUCUCAUUGACGGACAAGUAACAAGAUAAAUGUGAAAAAAUGUAAAAAUAGAUUGCAAAACAAGCCCAAGAGCAAAACUAGAAAUGUGUUAAGAGAAUUUGAAGAAAAUUCUAAGCCGAGUUAUUGUGGAAAAUUACGCAAAAAUUUACUAUAUAUCUCCACACCCACUUAUCGGAACCCGUGAAAAAACAACAACAACAAAAUAUAGAAAACAAGAUUCCUUUGGUCAUGUCUGCUAUCACAGAUUAAUUAUAAUUAUCUGGAAAGAAAAAAAACAUAAAAAGCAGAUUAGUAAGCUUCUAAAAUGCCAAAUAAUUUAAUAUGUGAAUAAAAAUUGUAAAAGCCAACUCCCUUUGAAUAGCGAAGUGGCCAAGAGAAAGAAAAGAAAAAGGGCAUCUAUUGAACACAAACAAAAACAAAUCGAAACGGCCCAUCAAGCAAAUACCGAUCGAAACCAACUACAAAAAGUUGCUGACGGCGAACAAGAGAAAAACAACAGAACCUAAGAAGUCGCAAAAGUACGAAGGUGGACUAGGUAUCAUAUUUUCCCCCUCUAAAUAAAAGUUGCCGUAAUGGCAACGCAACUGGAUCCUAAUGUCAAAGAUGACCUGAAGACACAGUUUAUAACACGAGAGGGUACCUAUCGACUUCUUACCCUCUCCGAGUACUCACGACCCAAUCGUGGCUAUACCAAUAAUCAGAGUUCACCACAAGUGCGAGUUUCGAUUGUUACCUUGCCAAAUCCACCGGCUGGCGCUGCUAGUAAUGGUAAUGGUGGUUCCUUGGCGGGGGCCGGCUCUUCUGCAAAUCCUGUAAAUGGUACAAAUGGUCGAAACGUCAACGUAAGCAAUUCAUCAUCAUCAACAGCGACCACAUCUUCAAAUGGAGCUGGUGGCAAUAAUAAUAGUUCAGCAAAUGGUGGUGAUACCUAUGAUGUUGGCCUGCAAUCGUCAUCGUCACUGAAUGGACCGGUAUUAUCAUCGCAAUCCCAGUAUGUUGUACCCUCAUCAAUGGAUGCACGUUUGGGUGCCGGCAUGUCAAUGCACACCAUGAUGAAUGGGUCCGGUGGUGUGGGCGGUGGUGCUAAUGGUGGUAUCGAUCAGAAUGGUAUGCCUGUAAACCAGGUGUUGGGUGGUGAUCGCAUAUGUUUCAAUUUCGGCCGAGAAUUAUAUGUCUAUGCAUUUCGUGGUGUAAAGAAGGGUGCCGAAUUAAGUAAGCCAAUUGAUAGGAAAUUCUACAAAGGUACCAAUCCUAGCUGUCAUGAUUUUAAUGCCACCACAGCAACACCUACUGGCGCGCCUUUACUGGUGGGCUUUACAACGGGACAAAUACAAUUGGUUUCACCACAGCCAGGACCACGUGAAUAUCGAAAACUUUACAAUGAAGAUCGUCUUAUUGACAAAACCAAAGUGACCUGCUUAAAAUGGCUGCCAAAUUCACCAAAUCUCUUUUUGGCCUCACACGCGUCGGGACACCUGUAUCUAUACAACGAGAAUCUACAAUGUCCACCGACGGCGCCCGUCUAUCAGUCCUUCAAAAUGGGCGAUGGCUACUCAAUACUAACCUGCAAAUCGAAAUCGAGUAGAAAUCCCCUCUACAAAUGGGUUUUCAACACCGAGAACUGUUGUAUAAAUGAGUUUUGCUUCUCACCAUGUGGUUCAAAUUUAGCAAUAGUAUCUCAAGAUGGCUUUCUCAGAGUGUUUCAUUAUGACACAAUGGAAUUGUUGGGUAUAGCACGUUCCUAUUUUGGUGGUUUUUUAUGUGUAUGCUGGUCACCGGAUGGCAAAUAUAUUGUGGUGGGUGGGGAAGAUGACUUAGUCACAGUGUGGUCAUUUCAUGAGCGACGGGUUGUGGCCCGGGGUCAGGGCCACAGAUCGUGGGUUUCAGUGGUGGCUUUUGACCCAUACACCACUUCAUAUACCUCGUGGGAUGGUGGAGACUUUUCGGAUGAUGAGAAUCAAAUAAUGGAGUAUUCAACGGCAGGGUCUCGAUAUGCGGGUGAUCAGUCGUCGGCAGUGAAUGGUUACGAUUCGUAUGGUGGAGCUGCGGGUGGUCACGAUAAAAACUCAACGCCCAUUCACACACGACAGAGGCCCCAGUCGGCGUCAUUUCGUUCGGAGGCCUCUUCAUUGGCUCCAGAUAAAUUAGCCAUAAGUUAUCGUUUGGGUUCUGUUAGUCAAGACACUCAAAUAUGUUUGUGGGACAUCACCGAGGAUAUACUAAGGCAUCCUUUGUCCCUGCGCCAGCGUGUGAAUAGUUCUAAUUUGAACGACUCUAGUUUUAUGAAUGGCGGCACAGACGCCGAUGGUGUGAAAGUCAUACGACCAGUGGCCAUAGGCCAUCCUAACUUCCCCCAGCCACAGCACUGUAGUAGUCCUACCAAAGAUAUGCAGACCAGCAAUAUAACGACCACACCACAGACAUCAGCAGCUUCAGGAGAACAAAAUAGUAAUAGUAGUUCUAGUAAAUUUUCCACAGCCAAUUGUACGAUAUCAUCGCAAUCUUCUAAUGCCAAUACGCCACCCGACGAUAGCUCGGUAACGGCGUCCACGUCGACAAAAGCCAAUUCGAAAGCGAUUUCAAAUGCCAUUAGUAGCAGUGGUGGCGGUGGAGGGUCAAUAAAAUUUCCUAAUUGCAUAACAACCACUAAGUCGGACUCAAUAGAUGGUAACAUAACUGGAAAUCAUGUCAACACACUCUCUUCAUCCUCGGGCUACAAUAGCAAAACAUCGAACAGCAGCAAAUCUUCAGAUUCGGGAAUGUCGGCAUUCAACUCGCUAACCCAACGUCUAUCAAAUUUCUCAUUUCUCAACUCAUCCGACAAGAAAUCUCUAAAUCUAGAGGGUGGCAGUACACGGGCGAAUCGUCGCACCCUAAGUCUACUCAAAUCGUAUAAUCAUCAUAAUUCCUCCACACUAAAUCAUCAUCACCAUCAUAGCAAUCACCAGCAUAUGGCAAAUUCAACACAAAUUGAAACAAAUGCAAAUUCAACGUCAACAUCGUCGCACAGUUUCGGUUCUCUCAAGCUGGGCAAAUCGUCGUCGUCACAUCAACAUCACCACAAUUCAUUGUCACACAACAUGUCGAAUUGCUCGCCAUCGUCAACAACCAAUUCAAUUAUAACAUCAUAUGACCCACUGAAAUUGAUUGGUACACCAGCGUGUCCCCGUUUCGAUGAGUGUCCACUGUUGGAGCCGUUGGUGUGCAAAAAGAUCGCUCAUGAGCGUUUGAGUGCAUUAAUAUUUCGUGAAGAUUGUUUUCUAACGGCAUGUCAGGAUGGAUUUAUUUAUACAUGGGCUAGACCGGGUUAUUCAACGAAUGUUCCGCAACAUUUAUCGCCAACGCAAACAGCACCGCCCGGCGGUACGGUAAUAUAGUUCGAUAAAAUUAAUAUAAAACAGUAUCAUAAGAAUUUAGAGAAAUUAAAUCACUAUACUCCAAGUCAUCCUACAAUUACUACUUCUACUGUUAGUACUAUAAUCACUUCUACUACUGCUACUCCCUCCUGUACUACUCUUGUAACAACAACAACAGCAGCAACUACUAUGGUAACUUUAGCGCCAACAACAACAACAAAUAUUCUCUGUUUAACCACAGGUGAGCAAAGAGUGUAAAAACAAAAGAAAUCUGAUGAUAAUAUUAUUUAGGAAACAAAAAAUAAAAACGGUUUUUAUAAAAAACUUUUUUUAUACAAUUCCUUUAUUUUUGAUAUGUAAAAAAACGAAACUAAUAAUAACAACAAAAUGCAUAUUAUUACAUAACAAUAAAAGGCAUAAAUAUGCAUCAUAAACCAA